AUGUCGCAAACAACCACACAAACACCAACACCAUUCCCCCAUCCAGGCCUUGAUCACCUUGAGAAUACUGACGAAUUGAAACGCCAAUGCCCUGCAUUUGCUUCUGGUUGCCCUUACGCCAAAAUUCAAGAUCACGCCAACGUCAGUAACUUUGGUGAAGUUUCCAAAUGUCCUGCUUUUCAACAAGGUUGUCCAUUUUCCAACAAGAGCAAGGAAGAGAUUGAAACCAUGCUUUUACAAGUGCCUGAGAACCAUCCUGCUGUCGAUAUGGAAAAGGCCCAAUCCACACCUGAAGGUGCUAUCCUUGUCCAAAUGUUGAAUCAGCUCUUGUCGGAAAGCAGCUUUUCUACUCUCUUUGGUCAAGAAGACCAGGAUGCUCUUCAAAAAGAGCCUGAAUAUCUCAAGGACCCUCAAUUGGCUGGUGCCAUGCGUGAAGGUACCAUGGUAGCUCACAAGGCUGCUGAAAACAGUAUUUUCACAAAACGAUUCCUCAAGGGUGAAAUCAACCGUGAUGAAUAUGGUCGUUACCUUACUUCGCUCUACUUUGUGUACAGCUCUAUGGAAUCAUUAUUGGAAAAGCACAAGGAUAAUACAGCCAUUCAAGUGAUUCAUUUCCCUCAUGAAUUGAACCGAAAGGAAACCCUUUUGAAAGAUCUCGAAUAUUAUUAUGGCAAGGAACGAAUGGGUGACAUUACUGAUCCUGCUACCAUGACACCUGCUGUCAAGAAUUACGUGGAGGCGAUGGAACGUGCAUGUGAAAAGGAUCCUUCCCUUUUGGUCGCUCAUAGCUAUUCGCGCUAUUUGGGUGAUUUGAGUGGUGGUCAAAUCUUGGCAAAGCGUCUAAAGAAGCAUGUAUUGGGUCUCUUGGAAACCGAUGGCACUUGGGAUUCGGAUGAAGGUCUUGCUUUCUACGCCUUCAACAAUAUCGGUAACCAGAAUGCAUUCAAGGCUGAAUACCGUGAGCGAUUGAACACUGCGCCCGUAACCAAGGAAUCCCGAGAUUUGAUUGUGCAAGAAGCCAUCCGUUCCUUUGAAUUGAAUAUUGCCGUCUUUGACGAGAUUCAAAUGCUUUCUGAACAAGGCAAGCUGGUCCCCACCCUUGGUAACAACAGCAAAAAGGUCAAGGUUGGAUCAUCAUCAUCAUCAUCAUGGCCUACCCUUCUCAUUGCCUCUACAGCAGCAGCAGCAGUGGGUGCUUUUAUUUAUGCCCGUUAUUACCAGCGGUCGUAG
Molecule: messenger RNA, 1230 nt
Organism: Lichtheimia ornata
Lineage: Eukaryota; Fungi; Mucoromycota; Mucoromycetes; Mucorales; Lichtheimiaceae
Exons: 8
Coding region: 1-1230 (409 amino acids)
Biological process (GO): heme catabolic process; heme oxidation; response to oxidative stress
Molecular function (GO): heme binding; heme oxygenase (decyclizing) activity
Source: RefSeq, a predicted model, not a curated record